Molecule: messenger RNA, 5629 nt
Organism: Morone saxatilis (striped sea-bass)
Lineage: Eukaryota; Metazoa; Chordata; Actinopteri; Moronidae
Gene: fyco1a
Product: FYVE and coiled-coil domain autophagy adaptor 1a
Exons: 18
Coding region: 140-4684 (1514 amino acids)
Biological process (GO): positive regulation of autophagosome maturation; plus-end-directed vesicle transport along microtubule
Cellular component (GO): lysosome; autophagosome; late endosome
Molecular function (GO): metal ion binding
Source: RefSeq, a predicted model, not a curated record
CAGUAUCAAUCACGACACUUUAAACAAGUUCGUAUGUACACACAAACGACCUGGGUUGUUAUGGACUUGAGCCAUAUCUGUAAAACAGACUGGAUGUGACCCCGUGACCCCUGGUUGCCAGGGAGAGAGCAGUGGGGCCAUGGCUGUUGGGGCUACUGUCGGGGAGAGCCAACUCCAGAGGAUUAUCCGAGAUCUGCAUGAGGCUGUUGCAGAGCUUGCAAGGGAGUACAGGGAAAGUGGGGAGCCAAUCACUGAUGACAGUACCAACCUGCACAAAUUCUCCUACAAACUGGAGUACCUGCUCCAGUUUGACCAGAAGGAGAAGACCACAUUUCUUGGUACAAAGAAGGAUUAUUGGGAUUACUUCAAUGACUGUUUGGCUAAGAUCAAAGGAGCCAAUGAUGGGAUCCGCUUUGUCAAAUCCAUCGCUGAGCUGAAAACAUCUCUGGGGAAAGGGCGAGCGUUUAUCCGUUACUCCCUGGUACAUCAGCGUUUGGCUGACACCCUGCAGCAGUGCCUGAUGAACCAGAGAGUCACCAGUGACUGGUACUAUGCAAGAAGCCCCUUCUUGAAGCCCCACCUUAGUGUUGACAUAAUCAGUCACCUGUAUGAACUCAAUGAGGUCCAGUUUGAUGUGGCUUCCAGAGGACAUGAUCUUGAUGCCUCCUGGCCUACUUUUGCAAGAAGGACACUGGGAAGUGCAAACUCACCUGGCCACAUGUGGAAACCACCCAGUCGCAGUUCCAGUAUUAACAGUCUUGCCAGCACCUACUCCCAGCAAGCACCUGAGUUUCCAUCUAGCCCUGACUAUGGUCAGGGUCUGCUGAAUGACCUAAAUGAGUCUCUGCCUGCCUGCACUGAAGAUACCAGCACAGUUGAAGACCUUCGCUUGGAGCUGGACCAGUCAGAGUUAAAGCAGCGAGAGCUCCUAGAUAAGUUGCAGCAGCUGGGCGAGGAGGCUACUGAGCUCAGGGGGGUAGUUGAGGCGCUCCAGAGGCAGCUGGAUGUUUCCCUUGCUGCCCAAGAGCAGCAGCAGGGCUUGCAGGGAGAACUCAAGGCUCUACAGAGAAGCGAGGAGGUUCUUUCUAGAGAGGUGGAAGCACUCAGAAAUGGGGAAAAAGCCAGGGAGGCUGAACAACAACUGCUUCAGGAAAAACUGGCAGCUGCUGAGGGAAAAAACAUAGAGCUUCUGGCCAAGUUGGAUGGGGUUCUGAAUGAGAAAGGCCAGCAGGCAGCCAGUUACUUUGAUUCAGCUCAAAAGAUACACGAGUUGCUGGACAGAUUGAAAGAAGCAGAGAAAGGGAAGAUGGAAGCUGUAGCUGAGGUAGAGGAAAAGAAGAGACAAGCAGAGAGGCUAGAGGAGGAGUUGAGAGUCAAAGAGGCAGCUGCAAAGGAUGGUGAAACACAACUCGGAGCAUUAGUUGCAUCUGCGUCUGAGGAGAAGACCAAGUUGGAGGCGAAAGUGGAGGAACAGUGCAGUGCCCUUGAUAAGCUGCAGGGGGCCUUGACAGUGAGAGAAAAGGAGGCAAGCAAUCUACAAAUGCAGCUGCAGGACCUCCAAAAAUCUCUAGAGGAGAAGGAGAAAGAGUUGGAGGAGGUGAAGAGCAGGGCCAGCCAAGAUAAAGAUGAAAUGCAGAAGAAUGUUGGUGGCUUAAAAGAGUCUUUAGAAACAGAAGUCACUGCUCUUAAGGAGCAGCUAAAAAGGAAAGAGACAGAGCUUACCUCAAGCUGUAAGACACUACAAAAGCUAGAAGCCAAGAACCAAAGCCUGACCAAACAGACAGAAAAACUGACCACUAACCUUGUUGAGCUGGAGGGUAACGUCAAAGAACAAGCCACAAAGAUAGAAGACUACAAGACGCAGUGUGGCAAUCUAAUGGACCUAAAUGAGAAACUGCUGACUACGGUGAAGAAAAAUAAGGAGCUGAAGAAGGAGAUGGCAGACAACAGAGCGCUUCUUGAAGCUGAAUUAGCAGCUCUACGGGCUUCUGAGAAACAGCUUCGAGGACAGCUCGAUGAUACCAAGAUGACAGUGGAUGAAAAAGAGAAGCACCUGCGUGAGGAGAACCGCAAGCUGGAUGAGAGUCUGCAGCGAGCCACCAUGGCUGCACAGCUGUCAGAAGCCACAUCAAAGCGGCUGGAGCAAGAGAACCAGAGUUUGAGAGAGGAGCAGGACACCGUGAAAGCAGCUCUCAGCCGCAUGCAAGCUGACCUGAAGAGUGUUCACGGGCAAAUCGGAGAGCUGGAGAAGAACUUAGGAGCUUCGCGCAAGAAUGAAGCAAGCCUUCAAGAACAGCUCCAAGCCAAAGAGGCCCAGUUAGACAGUAAAGAGAAGAACCUUGUUGAGCUGCAGUCCAGGUUAAACACUCUGGAGGCCAGGGAGAAGGAGCUGGAGAUUGCCAAAGCUGCUGCAGAAGCAACCUGUGCUAAACAGACAGAGGUGAUUGAAAGGGUUACGUCUCAAAAGCAGGAAAUGGAGAAAUCUCAGCUGGAGAGGAGUGCGGUCCAAGCAAAGGAGAGCCAGGAGGUGACAAGCAAACUGACUGUGGUUGAGGGCCAGUUGGAGGUGAGCAUGAAAGACGUGUCCAGACUCCAGGCAGAUAUCCUGGAUCUCAAGGUGCAGGUAAAGAGGUCUGAGGAGGAAAAGUUAAAAUCACAAGCACAGCUGGAGGUGACGGAGGCUCAAAGGGAUGAGUUCAGGACUCUGACCGAGCAGCUUAAAGCCCAGACAGAGGCACUGAAUCAGAGGCAUAUAACAGAGCUUAUGGAGUGCAAAAAGAAAGAAGAGGCGCUGAUUGAACAGCGUGACAGAGAAGUAGCUGCCCAUGCCGAAUUGGCUAUCUCUGCGGCUGCCAUCCGAGAAGAGUUGUCCACCCUCAAGGCAGAAAAUGACAGACUGGCCUCAGAGAACAGCGAGAUACGUGAGGGUCUACACAGGGCAAACACAGAGAUGGCGGAGCUGGGGAUGACCAUCUGUAAGCUAGGUGCAGAGAAGGAGGAGGCCAGAGAGCAUUGGGAAGGCGACACUGCCAGGAUCGAAGAGCUGGAGAAAGAGGUGGAGCGAAUAGUAGACAGCAUGGCAGAACUACGGCUGGAGAAUACCAAACUAAGAGAGGAGCUGACACAGAAGGAGGAACUUCCAGAGACUAUCAAGGAGCUCCAGGAGAAGCUGGAAAAGGCCAAGUCCCAAAUGAAGAAUGCUAAGGACUCCAGCCGAGAGGAGGUGGAGGCUGUCAAGUUCCAAAUGAGUUCAGAAAGCAUGAAUUAUCAGGUCCAGGUGAAGAAUGUGAAUGAGCAGCUGGACAAGGUGAAAGCCCAGCUGCAGGAGGAGCAGAAGAAUGUGUCCAGCUUGCAGGCCAAAGUGUCUGAACUAGAGGCUUUGAAUGAGCAGUAUUUGCAGCUAACUGGCGAGAAGGAUGCUCACAUCACAAAGACAGAAGCAACCAUUCGUGAGGGUGAGAGCGAGAUUCAGCAACUGAGAGAUGCCGUAACCAGUGCUGAAGAAGCACACGUGGCUAUGCAGAAGGUCAGCGAGGAAUUGGAGCAGAAACUCAAGACAGCAGAAGCUGACAAACAAAGUCAGUGCCUGAAGAUGACUGCAGAGAUCGAUGACCUCAACAGAACCAAGACAAACCUUGAAGAGCGGCUCAUCGAGCUUAUAAGGGACAAAGAUACUCUGUGGCAGAAGUCAGACGCUCUAGAGUUUGAGCAGAAACUGCGAGCAGAGGAGCGCUGGUGGUUAGUGGAGGCCACUAACUGCCUCGGAUGCCAGGGCCAGUUCACCUGGUUUCUGCGCAAACAUCACUGCAGGCUCUGUGGUCGCAUCUUCUGCUACUACUGCAGCAACAACUUUGUGAUGACCAAGCAUAGUGGGAAGAAGGAGCGCUGCUGCAGGGACUGUUACACCCAACACAGUGCAGUGGUGGAAAGGUUCACAGUGGGAGAGCUGAGUCCUUCAGACAUUCAGCCUCCUCCACCUGGAGUUGGACCUCAGCCACCUUCUGAACCAGCCCCAUACAAACCCACUCCCAGGGUAACAGUUUCAGACCCCAGCAACAGAUCGGAUGAUGGAGCUUAUGACAUAAUCACAGAAGAGGAAGUUAAUGGCGUCUAUGACAGUGAUACCACCUCCCAGACCACAGGAGGCUCCUUUGAGGGAGAGCAAGACAGACGGCCUCCAGGAGCACUGGAUAUAGGCACAGGAGAUGUGACCCCCGAUGACCCUGAAGAACAUGUUCCCACUGUUCAGGAUUCAGAAAUCAACCUUCUCAAAUCAGGAGAAGUCACGAUGGCUGUCCCUCUCAGCAUUGAUGAUAUUACUCAGUUUGGCGAUGGUUCCAGGGAACUCUUCAUCAAGUCCAGCUGUUACAGUGUGAUAACUGUUGCUGUGGGUGACUGCGGGCCAACCAUCAGCUGGAUGUUUUCCUCAGAGCCUAAGAGCAUCUCCUUUAGUGUGGUUUAUAGGGAAUCCACUGAUACUCAGGUGGAACAGUCGAAGGUCCUGAUUCCUCUGACUCGCUGCAGUUCCCAUAAAGAGACAAUUCAGGGACAGCUGAAAGUGCGACACCCCGGCCUCUACACACUCAUCUUUGACAACUCCUUCUCACGUUUUAUCUCCAAGAAGGUCUUCUACCAUCUGACAAUGGAGAAGCCCAUAAUCUAUGAUGGAAGUGACUUUCCCUGAAGCGGGAUGAUGCACACUCCCACAGAAGCAUCAGCAUGAUGUCACAAAUACAUCCUGAUGUCACUGUGGCAGCUCAAGGGAGAAGAAGAGAUUGCAGUUCAUUGACUGUUUCUUAUUCAUUUUACUUUUUUGCUCUUUUUUUUUUCCAAAAACCUGUUUUUACCCAAGUAUUUUAUGCUUUAAAAACAAUGUCUGUAUUAUUUAACUCUGUGGUGUUAAUCUUUUGAGGUGUGCUCAUGUUUUAACUGUGGCCUAAGUGAAGUUGUUGUCAACAAGAGGAAAGUGGUUUUGGAAAAGAAAGAGAAAUGUUUUUUCAUGUUUUAAAAAAAAUAUAUACCAAGUAAUAUAGAUAUCUUUAGUUCAGCUGGGGUUAAAUUGGUAAGGUGCUCAGUUAGGGUAAUGUGGAAUUUUGUUAUUUCAUCCUGUAAUUAUGGCUUUUUUGUAAUUUUGUUAUUUCAAUUUCGGUUUCGCCUCUGUUUUUUCCAAUUAUGCUGUUACGUUAGGGAAUGUGGAUCACUGCAAUAGUAGUAACACUAUCUGUACGAAAUCUGAUAAGACUGUUGGUCAGACGACAAAUAUUUAUCUGCAAAAAUUGCCUGUUAAGACCCAGGAAAUAUUUUUGAAAUUUACAAAAUCAUGCAUGGCCAGUUCAAAAUGUUUGAACUGCUGUGCAAUAUUUUAAUAAUCUAAUGGUCAAAAGAAGGAGAUGAAGUGCAGACAAGUAGUUUGCCGUGGCUUGUUUAUGAACUGACUUGUCUGAACACUAUGUUUGCACUUUGCCAGUGCAGGAAGGAAACAAAGGAGAAACUAGUAACUAGCCUAGAAAAAUACAGUUUCUGUUUUGAUUACAAAGCAUAAUGCACUUUGUGCAACUCUCAGGAGUGGGACAUAAAAUUGACCUCCAGUGGUAUCAUGUCCUGAUUUUGUAUUUUUGAAAACUAAAAA